CUACGCGUGCGCGGUGGGCGGAGCGCAGCUCUCCUACCACCUUUGCCUGCCCAAGCCUUCCCAUCCUUGCUCUGCCGGUGUGGUGCUCGUGUUUCCGCACCUCGUCGCGGAGAGUCGCUGCCGAGUGGGCGCUCGGUGUUGGGGUCGUCAUGGCUGGUUACGAAUACGUGAGCCCGGAGCAGCUGGCUGGCUUUGAUAAGUACAAGUACAGUGCUGUGGAUACCAAUCCACUCUCUCUGUAUGUCAUGCAUCCAUUUUGGAAUACUAUAGUAAAGGUAUUUCCUACUUGGCUGGCUCCAAAUCUGAUAACCUUCUCUGGCUUUCUGCUGGUUGUGUUCAAUUUCCUACUUAUGGCAUACUUUGAUCCUGACUUUUAUGCUUCAGCACCGGGUCACAAGCAUGUACCCGACUGGGUUUGGAUUGUGGUGGGAAUCCUCAACUUCAUAGCCUACACUCUAGAUGGUGUGGAUGGAAAGCAGGCCCGGAGAACCAAUUCCAGCACCCCUUUAGGGGAGCUUUUUGACCAUGGCCUUGAUAGUUGGUCAUGUGUUUACUUUGUUGUGACUGUGUAUUCCAUCUUUGGACGAGGACCAUCUGGUGUCAGUGUUUUUGUUCUUUAUCUCCUACUAUGGGUAGUUUUGUUUUCUUUUAUCCUGUCCCACUGGGAAAAGUAUAAUACAGGGAUUCUUUUCCUGCCGUGGGGAUAUGACAUUAGCCAGGUGACUAUAUCUUUUGUCUACAUAGUGACUGCGAUUGUGGGAGUUGAGGCCUGGUAUGAACCUUUCCUGUUUAAUUUCUUAUAUAGAGACCUAUUCACUGCAAUGAUUAUUGGCUGUGCAUUAUGUGUGACUCUUCCGAUGAGUUUAUUGAACUUUUUCAGAAGCUAUAAAAAUAACACCUUGAAACACAAUUCAGUCUAUGAAGCUAUGGUUCCCUUUUUUUCUCCAUGUUUGCUCUUCAUUUUGUCUACAGCAUGGAUCCUUCAGUCACCUUCAGAUAUUUUAGAGAUACAUCCUAGACUAUUCUACUUUAUGGUUGGAACAGCCUUUGCCAACAUCACAUGUCAGCUGAUUGUUUGUCAAAUGAGCAGUACUCGGUGCCCAACUUUGAAUUGGUUGCUGGUUCCUCUUUUCUUGGUUGUCCUGGUGGUAAACUUAGGAGUAGCCUCUUACGUUGAGAGCAUUCUCCUGUAUACCUUAACAGCUGUUUUCACUCUGGCCCACAUCCAUUAUGGAGUACGAGUGGUAAAGCAGCUGAGCAACCAUUUUCAGAUUUAUCCCUUCUCAUUGAGGAAACCAAACUCGGAUUGACUAGGAACGGAAGAAAAGAGUAUUGGCCUGUAAUCUACAGAAGGAAGUACUGUAAAUAAGAUGCUUGUAAAUAUUUCAUCCAUCACCAUUGAACUAAACUGAUCUGCUUAACAGACACGGGAACUCAGUGUGUAUGGUACUUGGACAAAUGAUCUGAAUUUACGAAAUUUUGGACCUACUAAUUCCCAACUUACUUUUUAUAAAACUGUGUGGCAUUUUGGUUAGGCAUAAUGUACUUUAGACCAGCAAAAUGUUUCUAGUGAUGUUAGCUUCAUGAGUCCAUGAUGUUUUGGUUCGUACAGAGUUAAAGAUGCUUUGUUUUUAUUUUUAGAGCCCCCAGAUUGGUUUAGGAACACUGAUAACAUUAAGAAAACCACAAGAUGUUUUCAUAUUUGAUACUGUUUCAGUGGUAGGUCUUCCGCUAUGGAAGUUAUCAAUAGCCCAAAUCUAAUACGGGGAAAAGAUAAGAGGAAGUUACUGUUAGCCGGAGAUGCCAAAUGAUUACAGAACAAUAUACAGUUGCCAAAUACUCAUUUCUCCUUCCCAUGGAAAUGCCUUUUGUCCUCAUGUGCUAAGAGAGCUAAUAUAUAUAUAUUUAGAUUCUCUAGUAUUCUGGCUCUCUUUCUUGGGAACAGAUCUUGACAAAUGGUUUAAUUUAAUUUAAUUAAAAAAAAAUUUUUUUAAGUUUAUUUACCUAGUUGGAGAGAGAGAGAGAAAGAGAGCACAAGCGGAGGAGGGGCAGAGAGAAGGAGAGACAGAAUCCCAAGCAGGCUC
Messenger RNA from Prionailurus viverrinus (fishing cat), 2084 nucleotides. RefSeq names its product selenoprotein I (gene SELENOI). The record is from RefSeq and is a predicted model, not a curated record. Gene Ontology annotation, biological process: phosphatidylethanolamine biosynthetic process. NCBI's taxonomy places the organism in Eukaryota, Metazoa, Chordata, Mammalia, Carnivora, Felidae. Gene Ontology annotation, cellular component: endoplasmic reticulum membrane; Golgi apparatus. Gene Ontology annotation, molecular function: ethanolaminephosphotransferase activity. The transcript has 10 exons.